Messenger RNA from Malus domestica (apple), 3163 nucleotides. The record is from RefSeq and is a predicted model, not a curated record. NCBI's taxonomy places the organism in Eukaryota, Viridiplantae, Streptophyta, Magnoliopsida, Rosales, Rosaceae.
GUACAGAGACAGAGUGGUGGUGUUUUAUAUUUUUUUAAUUAAUUAUUAAAAAAAUGAAAUUGUAGUGUUUUUUUUUUUUGUUGUAUAUAUAUUUAUAUAGUUUGCUGAUUUUGAACCAAAGACAAGGCCCCUCUCUCUUGUAUUCUAUCCCUUCUGUCAGUUUGCUUUUCUUAAGAAUGUGUCCUUUCUGUUUCAGAGAAGAACUGGAACAUAAUUGCAGAAGAAGAAGAUAAAAAUAGCAAGAGAAAACACCACCUAGAGAGAGAAAGAGAGGAGAGAGAGAGGAGGAGGAGGAGGAGGAGGGAGUGAGCAGAAGAAUCAAAUAAUCUAUGGCUGCUAUGGAGGAGGAGGUGGAUUACUGGUGGUGGUUCCUUUGACUUCGGUGGUUUCAUCUUCUUCUCAAAAGCUUGUCCUCUUUUCGAAUUUGAGGUCGAUAUUUUCGUGUUGUGUUGGUAUAAAAUAUGGAUGGGGGGCAAUUUGUGGUGACUGAAUAUGGUGACUAACAAAUAUAGAAGCUGCUUAUGGUUGAACCAGCUAGAUGACCUUUUUAUUGGUCUCCCUUAAUAAAGAGGUUUCUUACCCGAAAUAGCGUUUUGGAAUGCUGCUUGAAGGUUACAUAAAUCUGCUCAGAGGCUUGUUUCUUUUGUUCACUAGCUUUGCAUCAUUUUCUGGUGUAUGCUGACGCAGAAAUCGAUUUCUUCUAUCGUCCAUUAAUUAUUUUUGGGUGUUGCAAUCUGAGAUGGAUUUUUCCGAGUCCACAAAAGUUGUGUACAAUAGGAUCCAGAAGAUAGAGCCUGAAAAUGUGUCCAAGAUUAUCGGGUAUCUUCUGCUGCAAGAUCAUGGUGAGCGUGACAUGAUCCGACUGGCUUUCAGCCCUGAUAAUUUGAUCCAGUCUUUGAUUAACAAAGCGAAAGCUGAGCUCGGGUUAUGCAAACUGGCAGUGUCUGCUUCAAUCUCACCUCAGGUGAACCAAGUUCCUGUUUCCGACUUACCUUUACAAUUCACUCCAUACAGUCCACGACCGGUUUCAUCUCCCACAACCAUCGGAGCAGCAAAUCCAUAUAGGGAACUGUCUGGUGAUCAGCAACCACUGCAAGCCAUAGAGUUUGUUCCACCAGGGUACUCAGAUUCAGCGAUUGAAGAUUAUCGCCUCCAAAAUCAAAUGCAGUUUCUGCCCGAGUUUUCAAGCAAUUACUGUUAUCAUGAACCUGCAUUGAGUGUGAGAACCAGUCGAAGGUCUCCAAGCUUGCCUGAAUUUCCCCUUAAGGUAUGCCAUUAUUUCAAUAAGGGGUUCUGUAAGCAUGGAAGCAACUGCAGGUACUUCCAUGGCCAUCCCAUGCCAGAAAGCUUUUCACAGUUUUGCAGCCAAAACUCAAAUGAGCUUUCAAACGAUGAUCACGUUGUCUCCCCUGGCUCCCUUGAAAAGCUAGAGAUUGAAAUAAUUGAGCUUUUGAAAUCUAGAAGAGGGUUCCCAAUAUCAAUUGCCUCUUUGCCGAUGAUGUACUAUGAGAAAUAUGGGAGAACUCUUCAGGCCGAGGGAUACCUCACUGAGAGCCAGAGACAUGGUAAAGCUGGCUACAGCCUGACAAAGCUUCUUGCUCGAUUGAAGAACAGCAUUCGCCUUAUUGACAGGCCUCACGGACAGCACUCAGUUAUAUUGGCAGAAGAUAUCCCAAAAUACUUAGAGUAUGCUGGUGAGAAAACAGAACCUGGUGGGAUUAUUGCUGGUUCUCGACAGAUAUAUCUGACCUUUCCAGCCGAGAGUAAUUUCACGGAGCAAGAUGUUUCCAACUACUUCAACAAAUAUGGGCCAGUUCAAGAUGUACGCAUCCCGUGUCAACAGAAGAGGAUGUUUGGUUUUGUCACCUUUGUUUAUGCAGAGACGGUGAGGCAUAUUUUGUCAAAAGGGAAUCCUCAUUUUGUAUGCGGGGCUCGUGUGCUGGUGAAACCUUACAGGGAAAAGUCUAGGCUUGUUGACAGUUUAUGUCACAUGUGCAGGAAGUUUUCGGAGAAGAUGCAGCACUCCACGUGCUACAAUUCACAUUUUAUGGAUGGAGAUUCAGAGCUUCACCCAAUGCCCAGAGUUUGUGAUAGCGCAAGAUUUCUAAGGAAGCAGUUCAUAGAGGAAAAUGAGCAAGCACUCGAACUUGAGAGAAGGCGCCUCUCGGAGAUGCAUUUAGCAGCUAAGCCCUUAUCCCAUCAUUUCUAUUAUGGCUACUCGAUGGAUGAGCUUAAGCAUCCAGAAGCCCAUGCAGAGCAAGUGGAAUUCCCAUCCUCAAAGGAAUUUAAUUAUUUUCUGGAUGUUUUGAAUAAUGGUUCCACCAGUGAGGACAAAAUCAGGCACAUUAAUACUAAUUACAGUGGUCAGGAUAGCGGUCAAGGAAUUAACCUUCCAGAGAGCCCAUUCGCGACUCAAAUGGCGAGUGGCAUAUCAACAGUUAUAUAGGGGAUUCAAACAAACAGUAAAUUAUAGAGAGGUAGAGCACCGGAUUCCUAGACUAAGACUAAUUCGUGGUUUCGAUACAGCAGGAGAGGCCUUCAUAUUCUUCUAUUUUCAUUAUACUUUUACCUCAAUUUCAUCGGUCCGUCAGCUAAGUAGAGAGAGAGUUCAUACCAACUGAAGAAGAAGAGAGAGACACAGUAGACAAGUUAUGUUCUUCCCCAAUGUUACACCGGGCGAAGGAGAUCGCAGAGAAGAAAAGACAUAAAAGCUAAUAUGUGACAGGUUUUUUAAGCCUUUUUUUUUCUUUUUCUUCUUUGUUUUAAUAUAAUCACAGAGGAUGCAGCAAGGAAGAGAUGGGUUUUUAGAAGUGACUGAGAUAUAGUUUGGUUUAGUUGAAGAAGAAGAAGAAGAAAGUAAGUAGUAGUAAAAAUAUGCAGGUGUGUGCAGAGUAAAGAAGAAAAGGUGUAGAGAUCUCUGCGACAUAAACAAAUUCUAAUAAUUUAUACAAAGUUUCUAUUUACCUUAGUAAAUAUGUUUCAAAAUUCCAUGCACUAUAUGGAUGAUGAGAUUUAUACAUCUAGAAUUUUUCUACAGUGCUGUUAACCGCACUUUUAAAAUGCGGAUAUGUUGUCAAUAUUGUUGAUACUUCGACCAUACAAGAUGGUUAACCGCACUAUAGAAAAACUAUACUUAGCGUUGAUAUUAUGAUACUUUAUUUUA